Messenger RNA from Dipodomys ordii (Ord's kangaroo rat), 1817 nucleotides. RefSeq names its product T-cell, immune regulator 1, ATPase, H+ transporting, lysosomal V0 subunit A3 (gene Tcirg1). The record is from RefSeq and is a predicted model, not a curated record. The transcript has 12 exons. Gene Ontology annotation, molecular function: ATPase binding; proton-transporting ATPase activity, rotational mechanism. Lineage: Eukaryota; Metazoa; Chordata; Mammalia; Rodentia; Heteromyidae. Gene Ontology annotation, biological process: vacuolar acidification; proton transmembrane transport. Gene Ontology annotation, cellular component: plasma membrane; vacuolar proton-transporting V-type ATPase complex; proton-transporting V-type ATPase, V0 domain. The coding region runs from base 205 to 1749 and encodes 514 amino acids.
GGGCUGUGGUUGGCUGUGGGGGAAGAAAGGAUGGCUCCCUGAACAAGCACCCUGCUUACUUCGUGUGGGCCUCGGCACCCCAUGGCCCCUUCCUGGGCCUCAGUUUCCCCAGCUGUCAGGUGGAGGGUAGCAGCACUUUCUGGGAUUGUGUGUGCAGCUGUGUCUCACCCCUGACCAGACCCCCCACCCCACCCCCUUAGAGCCAUGGGCUCCUUAUUCCGGAGCGAGGAAGUGGCCCUGGUCCAGCUGUUCCUGCCCACGGCUGCCGCCUACACCUGUGUGAGCCAGCUGGGCGAGCUGGGCCUCGUGGAGUUCAGAGACCUCAACGCGUCAGUGAGCGCUUUCCAGAGACACUUCGUGGUAGAUGUCCGACGAUGCGAGGAACUGGAGAAGACCUUCACGCCCUACACCAUCAUCACCUUCCCCUUCCUCUUCGCUGUGAUGUUCGGUGAUGUCGGCCAUGGUCUGCUCAUGUUCCUCUUCGCCCUGGCCAUGGUGCUUGCUGAAGACCGGCCGGCCAUGAAGGCCACACAGAAUGAGAUCUGGCAGACCUUCUUUGGGGGCCGCUACCUGCUCCUGCUCAUGGGCCUGUUCUCCAUCUACACCGGCUUCAUCUACAACGAGUGCUUCAGCCGUGCCACCACCAUCUUCCCCUCGGGCUGGAGCGUGGCCGCCAUGGCCAACCAGUCAGAAUGGAGUGACCAGUUCCUGUCUCAGAACCCGCUGCUCACCUUGAACCCCAACAUCACCGGCGUCUUCCUGGGGCCCUACCCUUUCGGUAUCGACCCCAUCUGGAGCCUGGCUACCAACCACCUGAGCUUCCUCAACUCCUUCAAGAUGAAGAUGUCUGUCAUCCUGGGCGUCACCCACAUGGCCUUUGGGGUGUUCUUGGGAAUCUUCAACCACGUGCACUUUGGCCAGGCUCACCGGCUACUGCUGGAGACUCUGCCCGAGCUCAUCUUCCUGCUGGGCCUCUUCGGCUAUCUGGUCUUCCUGGUCAUCUACAAGUGGCUGCGGGUCUCGGCCGCGGAGGCCGCCUCGGCGCCCAGCAUCCUCAUCCAUUUCAUCAACAUGUUCCUCUUCGCUCGCAGCCCCACCAACCGGCCGCUCUUCUCAGGGCAGGAAGCAGUCCAGUAUGUGCUGGUGGUCUUGGCCUUAGCCACAGUGCCCGUCCUGCUCUUGGGCACACCCCUGUACCUGCUACACCAGCAUCGCCGCCGCCGCCACCGCCGCUCUCAGAGGAAUCCUGCUCCUGCGGGUCAACAGGGUGAGGACAGGGCUGGGCUUCUGGACUCUCCUGAGGCCGCCCCCUCUGAGAACGGCUGGGGCUCCGACGAGGAGCAGGCUGGGGGCCCAGGCGAGGAAGAGACCGAGUGUGUCCCCUCUGAGGUCUUCAUGCACCAGGCCAUCCACACCAUUGAGUUCUGCCUGGGCUGCAUCUCUAACACGGCCUCCUACCUGCGCCUCUGGGCCCUGAGUCUGGCCCAUGCCCAGCUGUCGGAGGUCCUGUGGGCCAUGGUGAUGCGUGUGGGCCUGAGCAUGGGCCAGAAGGUGGGUGUGGCGGCUGUGGUGCUGGUCCCCAUCUUCGCGGCCUUCGCUGUGCUGACAGUGGCCAUCCUGCUGGUGAUGGAGGGGCUCUCGGCCUUCCUGCACGCUCUGCGGCUGCACUGGGUGGAGUUCCAGAACAAGUUCUACGUGGGCACCGGCUAUAAGCUGAGCCCCUUUUCUUUCACCGUGGAGGAUGAGUAGCGCCCACUGAAGCUGGCACGUCCCAGCCGCCCAGAGCAGAAGCAAUAAAGAGCUGGCAGGCCUGGGAA